This is a messenger RNA of Necator americanus (New World hookworm), 378 nucleotides long. RefSeq lists its product as uncharacterized. The transcript is spliced from 3 exons. NCBI's taxonomy places the organism in Eukaryota, Metazoa, Nematoda, Chromadorea, Rhabditida, Ancylostomatidae. The coding region runs from base 1 to 378 and encodes 125 amino acids. The record is from RefSeq and is a predicted model, not a curated record.
AUGAAAGUGGGGAAGCACUGUUCUCAGGAACAUGGGAUAGUAAAGGAGGUUGGUGGAGUUUGCGUCUUCCUCAACGGUAAUAUUGCAAUUGAAAUGGACACUUUCGAACGACCCGAAUUGGACGUUCACGGCUACAAACAAGAAGUUGAAGUUUUCUAUAUGGACCUAGACAAGUUCUACAGAAAAGAUCAUACCUUCUGCAAGAAACUUCUGAUACGACAGUGUGGAGCAGCACGAGCCGCAGGCAACCAAGAACUCACAUCCGAGUUUGCAAGGCUUUGCAGAGAACCGGUGAAGGAGGACAUUGAAAUGGGUAAAGUAGAAGUGUUGGCUGAAGCUGCAGAGGAGAAAGAAAGCAUUCGCAGAGCUGUGCAGUAA